UACCACGACCGCUUCUUCCCCUCCGACCACUCAUUCCUGGAUCGCGGCGAGCAGCAUAUUCCACCUUCCUACAGUCGCUCUCCAGCGACGCCUCCAACCUCGAUGGUGUGACAAAGGACACGCGAAAUACGAAUCUUUCUUGGGUCUUUCACGAUACCGCAGCAUGGCCCAGCAAUACGCAUCUAUCGCUAGCGAACAUGGCGACUCACGGCCAGCAUCAAUAGCAUCCUCUCAAGGACGUCGUCGGCGACAUUCGAAACAUGGUGGAAUACAAGGGAAUGCAUCAUGGCUCUCCUCCGUGAUCAAUCUAGUGAACACGAUCGUCGGCGCAGGGGUUCUGGCCAUGCCGCACGCAAUGUCAAACAUGGGCAUAUCACUCGGAGUGAUUGUGAUUCUAUGGGCUGGCCUCACGAGUGGAUUUGGAUUAUACCUACAAACAAGAUGCGCGAGAUACCUGGACCGAGGCGGGGCGUCGUUCUUUGCGCUGAGCCAGAUAACGUAUCCCAACGCUGCCGUUCUGUUCGACGCGGCGAUUACGAUCAAGUGCUUCGGUGUUGCGGUUUCAUACCUGAUUAUCAUCGGAGAUCUCAUGCCUGGAGUGGUCAAGGGGUUUGCGCCGAACAUUGGAGAGACAGAUGCAUUGUAUUUGAUUGACAGAAGAUUCUGGGUUACGGCGUUCAUGCUGGUUGUGAUACCCCUUUCGUUCUUGAGGAGACUGGACAGCUUGAAGUACACUUCGGUGGUAGCACUUGUUUCUAUUGCUUACUUGGUCGUGCUUGUGGUAUAUCACUUCCUGGACGGCGACACCAUCAGCGAGCGAGGCCACGUUCACUGGAUCCGCUGGCAAGGUGCGGUCUCAACGCUAUCGAGCUUUCCAGUGAUUGUUUUCGCAUACACUUGUCACCAAAACAUGUUCUCGAUAUUGAAUGAGAUCAAAGACCCGUCACCAGCUCGCACGACGGCCGUAGUCACUGCUUCGAUCGGCUCUGCUGCGUCUGUCUACAUUCUUGUUGCCAUCACAGGAUACCUUUCGUUCGGCGACACGGUCAUUGGCAACAUCAUCGCACAAUAUGUUCCCAGUGUGGCUUCUACUAUUGGACGCGCCGCGAUUGUGGUUCUCGUCAUGUUCAGCUACCCACUACAAGUCCAUCCUUGCAGAGCAUCUCUUGAUGCAGUCACCAAAUGGCGGCCUGCAACGCGUCGCAAUCAAGAGCUGAGUCCUGCAACAUCGUCUCGAGGAUCUCCUAGUCGGCACUCUCUGCUCAGCGGAGCAAGCAAGGUCCCCGCGCAACGACCAAAAGACGUCGAGAUGUCGGAGCUGCGAUUCGCAAUCCUGACAACCAUCAUCAUCAUCCUAUCGUACAUUGUCGCGAUGACUGUCAGCAGUCUUGACAAAGUUCUCGCAUACGUCGGAUCCACAGGAAGCACGGCGAUUUCGUUCAUCCUACCAGGUCUGUUCUACUACAAGAUCAGUGCGCCGGACUCCCCUCAUCACCAGCGACUACUGAAGGAUCAGGACGAUGAGGAAUACGAUGGCGGUGGCGAUGAGGACGAUGACGGCAGGCGAAUCAAGAAGAGGAAAUGGCGGAACGACCUUCUGCGGAAGAUGAGUCUGGCCAUUGCGAUUUACGGCUUUGUGGUUAUGGUAACGUGCUUGGUUACCAACACAUUUUUCCUCGCGGCGGCGCAUUGA
Molecule: messenger RNA, 1693 nt
Organism: Zymoseptoria tritici IPO323
Lineage: Eukaryota; Fungi; Ascomycota; Dothideomycetes; Mycosphaerellales; Mycosphaerellaceae
Exons: 3
Coding region: 164-1693 (509 amino acids)
Biological process (GO): amino acid transmembrane transport
Cellular component (GO): fungal-type vacuole membrane
Molecular function (GO): L-tyrosine transmembrane transporter activity; L-serine transmembrane transporter activity; L-arginine transmembrane transporter activity
Source: RefSeq, a predicted model, not a curated record